AGUUUUGGAGGGAAACUGCUUAUAUGGAGUGUUUCUGAGAAUUUUUGUGUUUUUUUUUACCAUAUUCCUCUGAAUUUACCUUCUAAUUAGAUUAAACAGUUAAUUCUACAAGUGUACCAAUAGCAAUUUUACUCAAUUUCCAGUGUUUUAGUGAAAAUUUCAAAGAAAAUGACUUCAACAGUGAAAGACUUCAAUUUCCCCUUUGUCCCAUACAAGAUCCAACAGGAUUUUAUGACUGGCCUCUACGAAGUCAUCGAGAAGGGUCAGAUAGGAAUCUUUGAGAGUCCAACAGGGACAGGGAAAACCUUAAGCCUUCUCUGCGGAGCACUGACUUGGCUGUGUGACCAUGAAGACAAAGUCAAAGAAGACUUGAGGGAGAAAUUGAGAGAUCUUCAGCAAAAAAUCGACCAGGAAGAGAAGAAUAGUGCGUCAUCCAAUGAUUGGAUAGACAGUCAGUAUGCUACAAUUAGAUUAAAAGAAGAUUUGAUGUCGCAGAGACAAAUUCUGGACAAGAUUCUUGAAUAUGAAAAGAAGAUUGAAGGGAUUCGGGCUAGAAAGAUAAAAGAAAUCCGGGAGAAGAAGAAAUGGAGAACCAGUGAAAGGAAAAAACCAGAGGAGGAGAUGGAAAAUCCUGAAGAAAGUUUGCCAAGUACAGAGGAAGACUUUCUCAUUGAAGAGAAUGAAGGAGAGGAGGAGGAACCUGUUGAACAAAAUCCUCCGGAGAAGCAUAGGAAUACAAAGAUUUUCUUCUGCAGCCGCACGCAUUCCCAACUCUCUCAGGUGGUGGAGGAAGUCAAGAGGACGAAAUUCGCUGAGAAUCUUAGAGUAGUAUCCUUGGGAUCGAGGCAGAAUUUCUGUAUAAAUAAGGAAGUAAGAAACCUAAAAUCAGUGGCUCUUAUCAAUGAAAAAUGCCUGGAUUUGCAGAGAAAUCGCUCGAAAGUAACAUCCGCUGAAGACGGUAAAGUCCUAAAACGCAAGAAGGGCAAAGGAUGUGAGUUUCUCAAGGAAUCUGCGAUAGAGACCUUGAGAGAUACAGCCCUAUCGGAGAUUGUGGAUAUUGAAGAUAUUGUUGAAUUGGGAAGAAUUGAGAAAGGUUGCCCCUACUACGCCAACCGAGCAGCAAUCUCUGAUGCUCAACUUAUUCUCUUGCCCUAUCAGAUGAUUUUUCACAAACGCACGAGGGAACAGACAGGGAUUGACUUGAGGGAUUCUGUAAUUAUCGUGGAUGAAGCUCACAAUCUCUUGGACACCGUCUCAUCAAUCCAUUGUGCGGAAAUAUUUUUGGAUCAACUCAGAGAGGUCCAUAGCCAGCUCACUGCCUACAGAGACAAGUACAUGAAGAGAUUCAGCACGAAAAAUCUCCUGAAGCUCAAUCAGCUGAUUUUUGUGGCCAUAAGACUGAUUAAAAUGAUCCCCGAGGCACCUAAAAUAUCUCACAGAAUCAUUCUCACUCACGAAUUGAUGUCUGAGGGAGAGUUUUUCAACAUCAAUCUCUAUGAAUUGCUAACCUUCUGCGAGAAUACUCGCUUAGCUCAGAAGAUUCAAGGAUUCUCAGUCAAUUUGAGCGGGAAAAUUGCUGAAAGUUCUGAGCCACCUAAAUCAGCCACUCAGAUGCUCCUUGAGAAACUCGAAACGGAGGAGCAGAAAAAGAAAAGAGGAAAGAAACCUAUGACUGUCCAAGAACAAAUUGAAGAUACUGUAGAAAUCAAGAAGAACUCACCAUCAGUUAUUCGUCUUUUCUUGGGAUUCCUUGAAUGCCUGACAGAAGACAUUGCAGAUGGGAGGAUUCUUCUAACUUGGGAUCCCAAGCCACGGAUAAAGUACCUCCUCCUGAAGCCUGAUGCACAUUUUGCAGAUAUCCUCAAGGAUUGUCGCGCCCUAAUAGUUGCAGGAGGAACAAUGCAGCCUACAAAUGAACUAACUGAGCAACUGUUUUCUCGCCAGACUUCUAGGAUUAAGGAAUAUUUUUUUGAUCACGUUGUAGCCGAAGAUUCAGUUUUGCCCAUUGUAGUUUCACGUGGUCCUACCGGAAAGCCUCUGCAUUUGAACUUCGCCACCAGGAGUUCUAAAGAAUCCCUCAAUGCAAUUGGAAUGAGCCUCCAGAACAUCUGCAAUGUUGUUCCAGCAGGAAUUGUGGUCUUUUUGGGGUCCUACGAUUAUUUAGAUACAGUUUUUCAGCAUCUGGAACAAAGUGGAAUGCUUGAGAGGAUCCGCGGGAGGAAGAAAGUGUUCAAGGAACCUCGACAAGGAGCUCGAAUUGAGAGAGUUUUGAACGAUUAUUCUGAUGCUGUCACUAGAGGUGGAGGAGCAAUUAUGUUCAGUGUUGUGGGUGGAAAACUUUCAGAAGGACUUAAUUUCUCAGAUGAUCUUGGGAGAUGUGUGGUUGUAGUGGGACUUCCCUAUCCCAACAAGACCAAUCCUGAGCUUUUAGAGAAAAUGAAGCACUGUGAUGCUGUCCUGAGGGCAGGAGCUGGAAAUGAAUACUACGAAAACAUCUGCAUGAAAGCUGUAAAUCAAUGCAUAGGAAGAGCGGUCCGGCAUAUAAAUGACUAUGCUAGUGUCAUCCUUCUCGAUGAACGUUAUGCCACCGAGAAGACCUCAAAGAAAUUGCCCGGGUGGAUUAGGAGAAGUUUGAAAGAAGCCCCGAAUUUCGGGAUGGUCCAGGCUUUCCUGGUUAAGUUUUUCCGGGAGAAACGAGCAAAACCGUUGAGAGAUUGAAAUUUGAAAACAUCGCAAAAAACCGACAAUUGUCGAAAAGCAACCGAGUUGGUUUUCGACGCAGGCUGCGUUUUCUUCGCUCUUCCUGGCCAAAAAUCUCCCAAAUUAAGACUGUUACUGUUUAGUUUUGAGUGUUGUCAAGUCACAUUCCGUCUCCAGGGCAAUUGCUGAUUAUGGAACUCCUCGGAACUUUGCAAAUAUGUGUCCUUUUCCUUGCCCUAACCUCUGCAGCCAGCGACGAAGAGACUUCCUUGAAUAUUACACCAAAAAUCUGUA
Molecule: messenger RNA, 2994 nt
Organism: Phlebotomus papatasi
Lineage: Eukaryota; Metazoa; Arthropoda; Insecta; Diptera; Psychodidae
Product: putative ATP-dependent RNA helicase DDX11-like protein 8
Exons: 2
Coding region: 169-2718 (849 amino acids)
Biological process (GO): nucleobase-containing compound metabolic process; establishment of sister chromatid cohesion
Cellular component (GO): nucleus
Molecular function (GO): hydrolase activity, acting on acid anhydrides, in phosphorus-containing anhydrides; ATP binding; DNA helicase activity
Source: RefSeq, a predicted model, not a curated record